Castor canadensis (American beaver) is the source of this 1056-nucleotide messenger RNA. RefSeq names its product glycine cleavage system protein H (gene Gcsh). The record is from RefSeq and is a predicted model, not a curated record. Gene Ontology annotation, cellular component: cytoplasm; glycine cleavage complex; mitochondrion. NCBI's taxonomy places the organism in Eukaryota, Metazoa, Chordata, Mammalia, Rodentia, Castoridae. Gene Ontology annotation, biological process: glycine decarboxylation via glycine cleavage system; protein lipoylation.
CGGUCCCGCCGGCACGCUCCGGCCCGGGCGCUCCGCCCCGCCUUGCCUCGCCCCGCCCUGCUUUCGCCACCCGGGUGGCGGAGGCGCGGCCCUGCGACCCUUCCUCCGAACCCCUGCGAACAUGGCGCUGCGAAUGGCGAGGAGCGUGGGGGCCGCGGCCUGCAGCCUGCGCACGGCCUUGGCCCCCGCCGCGCCCUGCCCGCCGCGGCUCUGGCGGCUGAGGGCGGGCGCAGUGCGGACGCUGCGCACGGGACCCGCUCUGCUCGCGGUGCGUAAAUUCACGGAGAAACACGAAUGGAUAACAACAGAAAAUGGUAUCGGAACAGUGGGAAUCAGUAAUUUUGCUCAGGAAGCUUUGGGGGAUGUUGUAUACUGUAGUCUGCCUGAAGUUGGGACAAAAUUGAAAAAACAAGAUGAGUUUGGUGCUUUGGAAAGUGUGAAAGCUGCCAGUGAACUGUACUCUCCUCUAUCAGGAGAAGUAACUGAAAUUAAUGAAGCCCUUGCAGAAAAUCCAGGGCUUGUCAACAAAUCUUGUUAUGAAGAUGGUUGGCUGAUAAAGAUGACACUGGAUAACCCCUCAGAACUAGAUGAACUAAUGAGUGAAGAAGCAUAUGAGAAAUACGUAAAAUCUAUCGAGGAGUAAAAAUGGCAACCCUAAAUAAAUCAAUGUGAAGUAACGUACUUCAGCAUAGUUGUCUGAAAUUGGUGGUGAAUAGAAGACUUACAAUAACAACAUUUAGCAGCACAAAUGGAGAAGAAACUACUCUCAGCACUGCUACUGAAGAAAUACCCUUCACUUCCCAAUGAUUGCACAUAACCAAAAUAUGCACUUUUUUUUUUGCCCUAAGAUAUUAUAACUUGUUUAUAUCCAUCCUUGAAUAUGAGUCAAAAUCCCCAAUGAUCUUCCCAAUGGAAAUAACUGGGAGUGGAGGAAAGUGUUUCCUGUACAGUGUCAGAUAAAGAACAAUGCUAUCUUGAUUUUAUAGUAGACCGCAUUUGCUGGUGCCAUUUUUAUACAGUGAAGCAGCAGCUUUGCAGCAAAGUAAAUAUUAAACC